Molecule: messenger RNA, 2880 nt
Organism: Cordyceps militaris CM01
Lineage: Eukaryota; Fungi; Ascomycota; Sordariomycetes; Hypocreales; Cordycipitaceae
Product: MYB DNA binding protein (Tbf1), putative
Exons: 3
Coding region: 1-2880 (959 amino acids)
Biological process (GO): telomere maintenance via telomere lengthening
Molecular function (GO): protein homodimerization activity; double-stranded telomeric DNA binding
Source: RefSeq, a predicted model, not a curated record
AUGGCUGAGCCGGCGCAACCUGAAGCGGCGCGCCGCGCACCUGACAUUAAACAGGAACCCGAUCUGUCGGGCCUCGAGGGCCUCGACUUUGCGCUGCCGCCCGAUCUCAUCAACCCGAAACGAUCGCAUGAGGAGGAAGGCGAGUCGCAUCGCGACUCCGAGCCCAAGAGGGUGAAAACAGAACACGCGCAGGCCGCGCCACAGGCCGAGGAGGACAACUCGCUUGAGGAUGGGCUGGCGCUUCUCGUACAGAAUGCCCUGUCAAACGUCGAUGAUCUUGUGGGAGCCUUUGACGCGCCGAUCGAGGACGAGUCUCGCGACCCCAUGGACAUUGACACCGCCGCAUUGCUGGAAAGCGUCCCGACACUGCCAACAUUCUUUUCUGACCCUCUCAAAUAUGUGCGCAAUGUGCAAGCUCAAACAUUGGGCAAUCUGUCGUUUACGCUUUUAUACUCUCUUGUACAACACCAACCCAUCGACGAGAUCAUCCGAGCGAUACGAAAUGCGGAAUCGGAUCAUGGUGGGAUCUUUCGCCAUCUUCAAGACUCGUUAGAGAGUGUAUGGAAGCUCUUUACGACCAACGAUACGAUUUCUGCCGAAGACAUCAAUGUGGAGAGCAACGCCAGCACGUUACUAGAGAUGGCGAACCUAGCCAAGUUGUGCAUAUGGCUCGUCAAGGCGACCGCCGAAUCUUACUCGAUAGCCGACUCGAAACUUCUCACGAUAUUCAACUGCCAAGUCUCGGAUUUGCCCAUCACUGCUACCGAGCUGUACCUUGGCAUCAAGACGCAAAACUGCAUACAGCAGCUGAUCAACAAGACUGAUGAUCAGCAGGCCGAGCAAUUGGUUGCUCAGUCCCUCACGCAAGGACUCGGCGACAAGUUGAAAGCCCAACAUCCCGAGGACAGCUUACUGAACGCCGAUCAAGCAUUUAUUACACUGGCGACAGUUCGCAAAACCGACUUGAUAAAUGAGACCAGAGAAGGAAUUGACACAGAGUCGCUGACGAAGAAGUAUCCUGCUGAUGAACUAUUACGGACUUUUGCCACGUAUGCAAGAAGUCGAUUGGCAGCAGUUGCCGAUGUUGGCAGUACGUUUGGAGUUGACAUGCAUCUGGAAGUUGAUGAUGUCAUGGAGUCGGCGACGUUCGGUGACCUUGGCGGCAGUGCCGACCUCGAUCUGGACGACCUUUCUUCAUUCUUUGAGAAGACUGCUUCUGGGCUCGUGCAGGACGCGCUGGCGGGUCUCACGGAAGUCGAGGUUACCCCUUCCAUCGUCAUCGACGCCCCCGAAACCAGCAACGCGACGAAAGACACAAACGGCGCAAACACCGCAAAUGGUACAAAUGGUACGAACGGUACGAACGGUACGAACGAUGCGAAUGGUACCGAUAAGUCAGCGGCUACGACUACGGGAACCGGCGCCGGCGCUACUCCUGCUGCUCACAAGAUUGAUCUCCUGACAGACUACAAAGAGCUUGAGGCUCUGGUCGCAGAAAGCACAUCCAACUAUGUCAAGACGACUCUCAAUGGAUUGUCGCCAGUGCCGUAUCAGCCAACUGUGCCGACCAGCACAGCCGAGAGCAUGGCUUCUCAACAUCCUUUUCUCAGCCAUUUGCAACUGCAACAGCAGGGACAACAUAACUAUUACACGUAUGCGCAGCAGUCAAGCCAGGAACCGCCACCGCAACCACCUUCAUCGGGUGAAAGUCUACCUCCAAAUCAGACGUUUCCGAGCGCUAUUCUAUAUGACAAUGCGCGCCAGGCUGCACUUUCCAAGACAACUGCGCAUACGAGACGAGAAGGACUCCAUUCCACCCGUCGGCCUUGGACGCAAGAGGAAGAAAAAGCUCUCAUGGCCGGUCUUGAUAUGGUCAAGGGCCCUCACUGGAGCCAGAUACUCACUCUUUUCGGGCAAAACGGCACCAUGUCAGACAUACUCAAGGAUCGGACGCAAGUCCAGCUAAAGGAUAAGGCGCGUAACUUGAAGUUAUUCUUCCUGAAAACGAAUUCGGAGAUGCCGUACUACUUGCAAGCUGUCACAGGUGAGCUCAAGACCAGGGCUCCGACGCAGGCAGCCCGUAAGGAGGCUGAGGAGAGGGCAAGGAUGAACUCGGAGGAAGAUCAGGCAAAAUUGCAAGGCAUCAUGACUCUUGCCGGCGGCUUGCAAAACCUGCCUCAGGGACGCCCCGGAGCAGCCGGUGUCGGCUCCGGCCCUGUCACGCCGGCACAGGCUGCUGCACAAGGCCGGCUUGCCGCGGCCAUGUCAAACAUUCCCAGAACUGUCGCGGCAACCCUACCACAGGUACGGCAGAAUCUUGCAGCGCACCAGCAGCUGAACCCUCCACGACCGCAGGGCCAGGCACAGCUUCCUCCUCAUGUUCCCCGGCCCCAGUCUCAGCAAGCCCAGAAUCACCUCCCACAGCAGCAAUCCCCGCAACGCCCACUCCCCAUUGCUCCCCAGCAGUUGCCGCAACAACAAUCACGACCACAAGCACAACCUCCGCAGCAGCCGCAACCGCAACAACCAAAGCCGGUGGUUCAGCACCUGCCACCUCAGCCUACCGUACCGCCUCCUCCUCAUCCGAUCUCCCUACCGAGCUCCAUGUCCGCGCCGCAUUCCACCACUCCCACACCCGGCGCAACCGUCUCCCCGGUGCCCGGGCACAACUCACACCCCCAAACACCGGUACUGCAGCCACCACCGGCGCCGCAACCUAAACCACAGACUGUGCAGGACACUCCCGGUCCGGCACCCAAGGAGGCUCCGAAACCACCACAAGAGCCUCUGUCGCUCGAAGCCCAGCAAGAGGCUGAAAACGCCGCCGAGGCUGCUCUGCUUGAAGGGUUACAAGCCGCUGUCGCCGAAGCACUAGGCUGA